This is a messenger RNA of Heterostelium album PN500, 210 nucleotides long. RefSeq lists its product as uncharacterized. The record is from RefSeq and is a predicted model, not a curated record. Bases 1 to 210 code for a protein of 69 amino acids. The transcript has 4 exons. Lineage: Eukaryota; Evosea; Eumycetozoa; Acytosteliales; Acytosteliaceae.
AUGACUUGUGAUGAAUGCUACUCAUGGUUAGAAGUAACAGCAGUAAUACAUGUGAUUAUCCUAGCUGAGUGUCAUUAUGAUUUGAUUAUGAUAACUUUGGACCAAUACAAUAAUCCAAUCCAAUAUCAUGAUCUACUAUUACUAAAUAUGUCUGUCUUGUAUCUAUUCAACGCUAUUUUAACUGAAAUUGAUAUGAUAGAUGUUGACUAA